AGUGCGACGGCCCAGUAGGAGACGCAAGCGCAGAUGGGGCUCGUUAAAAGCAUGCUUCCACAUCGCGUCCGACGAAGUUUCUGCAUGUGUUUGAGCCGCACGCAUGAUCGCGGCGAUCACCCGAUUAACACCAAGAUACAUCUGACUAUUCGUCGUCUCUAGUAACGCUGUAAAGAGGCAACCCAUCAAAGGCGACGAGAGCAGCCAUGCCGGCCGCUGUAGGAGGGCCUGUGGGAUACACGCCUCCUGAGGGGGGGUGGGGCUGGGCCGUGGUGGUGGGAGCCUUCAUCUCCAUUGGCUUCUCCUACGCCUUCCCCAAGUCCAUCACUGUCUUCUUCAAGGAGAUUGAGGUCAUCUUCGAUGCCACUAGCAGCCAGGUGUCGUGGAUUUCGUCUAUCAUGUUGGCCGUCAUGUACGGUGGAGGGCCAAUCAGUAGUAUUUUGGUGAACAAGUAUGGAAGCCGACCCAUCAUGAUCGCAGGGGGCUGCCUGUCAGGCGUCGGGCUGAUCGCAGCCUCCUUCUGCAACACGGUGGCUGGCUUGUACUUCUGCAUCGGCGUUGUGGGAGGUUUGGGACUGGCCUUCAACCUCAACCCAGCACUGACCAUGAUCGGCAAAUACUUCUACAAACGGCGCCCCAUUGCCAAUGGCAUCGCCAUGGCAGGCAGCCCUGUCUUCCUGUCCACAUUGGCCCCCCUAAACAGUUGGUUCUUUGACCACUUUGGCUGGAGGGGCAGCUUCCUUAUCUUGGGUGGGCUUCUGCUCAACUGCUGUGUCGCAGGGUCCCUCAUGCGACCGAUUGGGCCAAAGCCUGCUCCCAAGGAAGCUGGAGAGGAUACGGAGAAGUUGGGCACUAGUGUUGAUGGCAGAAGAAGGGAGAAGAGGACUGUACUGCAGAAGAUCAACAGCUUCAUAGACCUCACCCUCUUUACCCACCGUGGCUUCCUCCUCUACCUGUUGGGCAAUGUGGUCAUGUUCUUCGGUCUCUUUGCUCCCCUAGUUUUCCUCAGUAACUUUGCCAAGAGCAAGGACAUCUCUAAGGACAAGGCGGCUUUCCUCCUCUCCAUCCUGGCCUUUGUAGAUAUGGUUGCCAGGCCUUCCAUGGGCUUGGUGGCCAACACCUCAUGGGUCCGGCCCCGUGUGCAGUACUUCUUUGCUGCAUCGAUCCUCUAUAAUGGCCUGUGUCACAUCCUGGCGCCGUUCUCCACUGACUACACAGGCUUCGUGAUCUACUCCAUUUUCUUCGGCUUUGCUUUCGGCUGGCUGAGCUGUGUGCUGUUCGAGACGCUGAUGGAUCUGGUGGGGGCUCAGCGCUUCUCCAGCGCCGUGGGCCUGGUCACCAUCGUGGAGUGUGGGCCUGUGCUGUUAGGGCCUCCCCUGUUGGGUAUGUUUAAGGACAUUUACGACGACUACAAAUAUACCUACUAUGGCUGUGGGAUUAUCCUGAUUGUAUCCAGUGUCAUGCUUUUUGUGGGGAUGGGCAUCAACUACCGGCUACUGGAAAAAGAAAAGCAAGAGGAAGAGAGGGUGGCCAGGCUGGAGGGUAGAGACGAUGACUUCAGCGCGGGGAACAUGGCUAAGCAUAGCCUGGCUGGCAACGACCUGUCUUUGCCGCUCAAAGCAGCUGAGGACUUGAAAACAAACGAAGUUGCCAUCUAGUGUUUAUUUGCUGCACACAGGCUGGUGGCCAGACUUCUAACCCAGGCUUUCCAUUUUGAGAACAUGUAUGUUCGGUACUGUAUUGUUUCAAGAUGGGGGAAAAAGAGACUGUCGUUAGACCUGGCAAAUAAGUGAGCAGCCUGCACCAUCCCCCCCCAAAUGUUUCGUGACCAUUGAGUUUCUAACGGGUAAUAUUUUGUGGUAAGGGCACUUUGUGAGCUACCCUGAUAGGCUGCAGUUUUCCUGAACAUAGGUCACAUGACCACAUAUAUAUGGUGACGAUAAAGAGUCUUAAGCACAUGUGAGUCAUAUUGAUUUGGGAGCCGUAAUGCAGAUUUGUGUGUCUUUUUUUUUUUUUCUCGUCAAGAGUAGAAAAAUUAAUAAAUUCUUGCGUAGGUCACAAUAGGUACUUUUUAUACAUGCCCACACAAAAUGAGCUUUUUGCACUACGUGAAUGAAACUAACAAUAUGAUGCUAACACUUAAUUCACACAAUAUGUUUUCCCUCACUAAGGUAGUCAAUCACAUUUGAUACUUCAGACUUCUGUUGUUGGCAAAAGUCCAUUUUUACGAUCAUAACCCGAUAGCCGUCACAGCCAGAUAAUUUUCCGUCACGGUAGAUAUGGUUGAUGACUGCUGUUCUGAGGUUGCAUGCGUGUAUUCAUUCUAGAAGUCUGAUCAAGUGUUUUAGAUUUAAUAUAAUGUUUAGGGUCAGUGUAAUACCAUGGGUUCACAUCGGUAGGGUUAUGGGUUUGAUUAUCGGCUUGUGUAUAUGUGGAGUUUUUAUGAUCAUGUGGGUUUUGUGCUGUGGUCCAAAGGCACUCAAUUGGAGGAAUUGGUGUCUAAUUGCCCAUAGUAUGUGUAUGUGCCCUGUAAUGAUUUGGCAUCCUGCUGAGUGUCCCUCAGUUAGGGUCCAGCCUCGCAGUGACUCUGUACUGGAAAAGCCGUUAUGUAAUUUAAAUGGGUGACUUGCUGUGUACUUUAAUCUGGAAUGUGAUGUUAACUGAUUAAGAGCUCUGAAGAAUUUCAUUGUAAGAAUUAUAUGAAGGUGGGCUUCUGGAAGGAAACAAAUUGUAUAGCAGAAUUUUGAAUAAAUGAUCAAUUUUUUAAUUUUCAGUUAAAUUCAGUCCAACUGUUAAAUGUCAGUUACACAUUUUCGCUGCUAAAUCAUUGUGAUUUGUCCUUAUCAUGCAGAUCAUAAAAAUUCCUAAUUUGAUUUAAAACCUACUGUAAAAUCUAGCUGUUCUAAUAUUAAACUGGAAUGUAGGUCAGUGUGUCCUUACUGAAGUUGCAUUCUAAAAAGCCGAUGCUUGCAAAUUCUAGAUACGCCAUAAGAUCUGAUUUUUGAGACCCUAAAGAUCAUACAACCUGCAUGUCAUUUUAGUAAUUUCAAGGAAGUAUGCAAGUUAAGGAAAGCCACUAAUUUAACACUACAAAAUUCACAAACAUGUCUUCUGUCAUACUAGUACCAUUGUCUUUUGAUGGCUGUUGAUACUUUGCCAUACAUCUCAGGAUGUUCCAUGUAGAUUUCUGCCUUCUAUGUGUUAUUUCUUUGUAAUAUAUUUUGAAAUAAUGAUUGACAUUCGAGGGUAGUGUAGAGUCUUUCACAUAUCCAUUACCAACUCACACUCUUUACAGUGGAUGUGUGAAUUUUUCUGCAAAGCAUUUUGUGUAUAACUUUCAGAAUUUUUGUACUGGAAUAAUAAACUUGUAUUGGCUUUUUGGCUAUUAAUGGAUGCUUGGUCAAUCACAUUGCACUUAGUAGAAGAGUUUCAAAUGGACUGUAUCAGGACGGUCAGACAAAGUCACUUAUUUUACCUGUCCAUUCUGUACAAACUAUGGCAGUUAUUUUUUCCAGGGAAGGGGUGUACAGCUAAGGAUCUAGUGACAAGUGCCUUAUUCCAUCACCUGGGCAGUCCUUUGUAUUUGAUGCACUUGGAACAAGCAGACCUACCAGAAUUCCUUUCCUACCCUCUCAUAUAUCUGUAAUAUUGGUUGCUACUUACUUUUGAGAAGAAUCAGAAAAACAAGGAUUCUGUUAUGCUUCUUUUUCUAUGAUUUGUAAUCUAAUAUCCAUUAAAGAGAGCAUUUCCUUGAAUUUUUUUAUUUUAUUUCAGUAUCAGAUUCUGCUCUUUAUGGUUGCCAGGAAGCCUCAAAGGAAGUGUGUGUACUUCUGCGGGGUGAUUGUUGUGGGUCAUGGUGAAGGGGUAUCAGCACCAGUUGUCAAUGCUGACAGAUGACAACCUGCAGAGGCCUUAUCAAUCUUUGCUGUGCCAGUUACGUUUUGUGGCUCUCCUAGUCAGUCAACAAGAAAGACAGAUGGAAGGAUUCAUCUUGCAUUGGGGAUAAAGGCCCUUCACUUGAUUGAACCACUUGAUAGCUGAUUUCAUGGUGAUUUUUAGCAAUACGAAUGGCAUAGUAGUUUAUUUCAUUUGAAAAUACUGAGGUAUAAAUGUUAAAUUCAUGUUAAAAAAUAGUUUGUAUGAAAGUGGAAGUUUUAGUGUAUGUUUAGGAGUUUAGCUUUGGGGAGAAAAUAAGGUUAUUGACAGAUGUUGGACCACAUUGGAUAUGAGCUCUUUUUGUAAAGUAGUUUUUCUCUGGUAUGAAGGGCAUAUUCCUGUGUUAUAAUACCUCCUGCAAAAUGCCUAAUACAUGUAAUAAAGAAUCUUGUAUCCAAUUUCAGAUAAACAUAUUUAAAGAUGUGUAUUUAAUAUGACAUGAAGUGUUUCAUACAAUUUCACUAAAAUUGUUCUAAGUAAAGCAGAUAUAAUAAAAUGUUAUGAAAAUUAA
This is a messenger RNA of Brienomyrus brachyistius, 4447 nucleotides long. Its product is annotated as monocarboxylate transporter 1-like. Gene Ontology annotation, molecular function: monocarboxylic acid transmembrane transporter activity. Lineage: Eukaryota; Metazoa; Chordata; Actinopteri; Osteoglossiformes; Mormyridae. Gene Ontology annotation, biological process: transmembrane transport; monocarboxylic acid transport. The coding region runs from base 207 to 1658 and encodes 483 amino acids. Gene Ontology annotation, cellular component: membrane. The transcript is spliced from 5 exons. The record is from RefSeq and is a predicted model, not a curated record.